Myotis davidii is the source of this 2812-nucleotide messenger RNA. RefSeq names its product CWF19-like 2, cell cycle control (S. pombe) (gene CWF19L2). Gene Ontology annotation, cellular component: post-mRNA release spliceosomal complex. Bases 38 to 2263 code for a protein of 741 amino acids. The record is from RefSeq and is a predicted model, not a curated record. The transcript has 14 exons. Lineage: Eukaryota; Metazoa; Chordata; Mammalia; Chiroptera; Vespertilionidae. Gene Ontology annotation, biological process: mRNA splicing, via spliceosome.
UUUGCGACGGCUUACGAGCUUUACGACGUCAACAACGAUGGCGGCUGCCGGAGGUGGGUUUGAAAGUGCGAGGAGUAUCGAAGAGCGUAAGGAGCAGACCCGGAUCGCCAGGGCCGAGGUGUUGCGCCAGGCUAAAGCCAAUUUUGAGAAGGAAGAAAGGCGUAAAGAACUUAAACGACUUCGGGGUGAGGAUACAUGGAUGCUACCUGAUGUGAAUGAGCGGAUUGAACACUUCUCACAGGAACACUCUGUGAAGAAAAAGAAGAAAAAAGACAAGCAUUCAAAAAAAGUAAAGAAAGAGAAGAAAAAGAAGAGCAAGGAACAGAAGUAUGAAAAAAACAAUGAGUCAUCUGAUAGUUCAUCAUCAAUGGAAAUAUUUCAGUCGAAAUUAGAAGAAGCUGAAAAAACUGCAUCCACAAAAGAAGACUGUAGACGAGAACGCUGGAGGAAGCCAACGUAUUCAGAUAAAGCACUGAGUAGUCAAGAAAGUAGAAAAUCAGACUUGACAAAAUAUAAUAAAAGUUCAAGGGAUAGACAUAGUUCAACAGAUAUUACAAAAAAUAAAGAUAAGUUUUAUGGUGAUGAAAAAAAUAAUAGAUCUGGGUCUUCAGAAACAUAUAGAAGAGACUCCAAUUCAAGGCAAAGUCAAGAGUUUUCUUCUCUUGGAAAUUUGAGACCUAAAUUUAUAAGGCCCUCUGAUGAUGAACUGUCAUUUUAUCACAUGGGCAGGAAUGUUGAAUCUAGUUCACCCUCAGCACUGGCCACUCAGGGUUCUGUGCGUUGUGGUUUUCGAAAACCGACAGAGAACAGCGAAGAAAAUUUAUCAUCACGAAGUCGCUCUGCUGAGAGAGAAGGAGAGAGGAAACAUUCAAAUCGAAAUCCAUUGGAAACCAGUCACAGUGUUGACUAUCAACAUAUCUCAGAAGACGGAAGAGAGAAAUCACACGAUGAAAGCUCGAGGGAUGACUCUCCGAGAAAAGAACAUCUACAGGACACAAAGUCUUCAUUUUCAGGAAGUCGCCCUGAGGAUGAGUCCAUCCACAUCCUGAGUGUUGAUGAGAAGAACAAGUUGGGAGCCAAGAUUAUCAAGGCAGAGAUGAUGGGAAAUAUGGAAUUAGCUGAGCAACUUAAAGCCCAACUUGAAAAAGCAAAUAAAUUCAAAGAAACUGUAUCAUCAAAAAAAUCUGGGAUAGAGAAUGAAGACCAGCAAGAAGUGAUUCUUGUCAGAACAGAUCAGUCUGGUAGAGUUUGGCCUGUGAACACACCAGAAAAACCUCUGGAAUCUAAAGGAGGAAGAAGGAAGAGACAGAUGGCUUCAACCCAUGAGGAAAAAGAAAGGGUCAGAUACUUUCAUGAUGAUGAUAAUUUAAGUCUAAACGAUUUAGUCAAGAAUGAGAAGAUGGGAACAGCAGAAAAUCAGAACAGACUUUUUAUGAGAAUGGCAUCUAAGUUUAUGGGAAAGACAGAUGGAGACUAUUACACUCUGGAUGACAUGUUUGUCUCCAAAGCAGCUGAAAAAGAACAUUUUGGUGAAGAAGCAGAAAACCAGAGGAAAAAAGCUAUUGCUGAGCACCGGAGUCUUGCUGCACAAAUGGAAAGGUGUCUGUAUUGUUUUGACAGCUCUCAGUUUCCCAAGCACCUUAUUGUUGCAAUAGGUAUUAAGGUUUAUUUAUGUUUACCCAACUUUCAAUCUCUUACCGAGGGUCACUGCCUGAUAGUCCCUCUGCAGCACCAUAGAGCCGCUACCUUAUUGGAUGAAGACAUCUGGGAGGAAAUUCAGAUGUUUAGAAAAUCAUUGGUAAAGAUGUUUGAAGAUAAAGGGUUGGAUUGCAUCUUUUUAGAAACUAACAUGAGCAUGAAGAAACAAUAUCACAUGGUUUAUGAAUGCAUUCCUCUCCCAAAGGAAGUGGGUGAUAUGGCUCCCAUCUAUUUUAAGAAAGCCAUAAUGGAAUCUGAUGAGGAGUGGUCUAUGAACAAGAAAUUGAUUGAUCUGUCUUCCAAAGAUAUCAGAAAGUCUGUGCCUAAAGGCUUACCUUACUUCUCUGUGGAUUUCGGUCUUCAAGGAGGGUUUGCUCAUGUCAUUGAAGAUCAACACAAAUUCCCUCAUUACUUUGGAAAGGAAAUCAUUGGUGGGAUGCUGGAUAUAGAGCCACGACUUUGGAGGAAAGGGGUCCGAGAAAGCUUUGAGGAUCAGAGAAAGAAAGCACUGCAGUUUGCUCAGUGGUGGAAACCAUUUGACUUCACCAAAAGUAAAACAUGUUGAAUCAUACCUUCGAGUGUUAUUUCCUCUUCAGGUUCCUUUCAGUUUUAUUUCCAUUGUACCUAAUAAGCAGCUGACCCUCAGGUCCCAGGGAAGUCAUGCUCUGGGUCUCUGACCACAGUGCAUCACUGGAUCGUGUCGUACCCUUCCCCACCUGCUCCUGUGGACUUCAUUGCAGUAACCCAGCAUAAGGCCAGCUGUGUCGGUGACCUGCUCACGUUCCUGUUCUGUGCCUACAUCUUGGUGUUCUGAACUAUUCUGUGCAUAUAUGGAAAGACUUUUCUGAAGGAUUAGCCAGGAAGCAUAACAAAUCAUGGGUUCAGAAGGAAUUGGGUCAACGUCAAGGUUAAGUCUAUUGAUUGACUUCUUUUGCACUUUUUAAAUUAAGAGUUGGCAUAUUCAGUAAUAAUUGAAAUUUCUUUUCAUAGCAUUUUAUAGAAGAUCUCUUAAUUUUCUACCAGUAGCACAUGUAUCACUGCUAUUCUUUUUAUUAAAGGGAAAAGAAUGUUCCAAAGGUAAUAAAGAAUUAAAUGAAUUAUAGCCUGCUCAUAA